Molecule: messenger RNA, 1275 nt
Organism: Mauremys mutica (yellowpond turtle)
Lineage: Eukaryota; Metazoa; Chordata; Testudines; Geoemydidae
Gene: GPR141
Product: G protein-coupled receptor 141
Exons: 1
Coding region: 10-942 (310 amino acids)
Biological process (GO): G protein-coupled receptor signaling pathway
Cellular component (GO): membrane
Molecular function (GO): oxysterol binding; G protein-coupled receptor activity
Source: RefSeq, a predicted model, not a curated record
UACAGGACCAUGCUUGAAGAGACUACACUCUUCCUGAAUGAAUCUGCGACUACAUCUCAGCCCAGUAUCAUUCAUUCUGACAUUGCACGUUACACACUGAUUACUAUAUAUACAGUAGUAUUUAUUGGAGGUACAAUUGGAGCCAUCGCAAUGUCAUUUUUGUUGGUUAAAAUGAACACUCUGUCAGUGACCACGGCGGCGAUCGUCAACCUCGUGGUGUUGCACAGCCUGUUUCUCCUGACUGUGCCAUUUAGGCUUUAUUAUUAUAUCAAUCAGAAGUGGAUUUUUGGAUUUGCCUUUUGUAAAGCAGUGAGUGCUAUGAUGCACAUCCACAUGUACCUCACUCUUCUAUUCUACAUAAUCACGCUCAUUAUCCGGUGGCUCAUUUUCUUUCAAUGGAAGGACAAGGUGGAGUUCUACAGGAAGCUGCACGCUGUGGCUGCUAGUGCUACAGUGUGGAUAGUGGCCAUUGUGUUUGUGCUGCCUGUAUUCAUUGCUCGGUAUGGAAAGUCUGGGGAGUAUGGAAAUACCACAUGUUUUACAUUCCAACAAGAACUCAAGAAGCCCAGUGUGAAAGCACUGAACUAUAUCAUAAUUGCCGUUGUAACUGCCAUCACAUGUGUCUUCUUGGGGUUGCAAGUCUUCAUCUUUCUAAAGGUGGUGAAAAAGCUUCCAGGUUCUGUCUGGUCACAUCAAGAAUUCUGGGCCCAGAUUAAAAGCUUGAUGUUCAUAUCUGUGAUAAUCAUUUGUUUCCUCCCAUAUCACCUCUUUAGGAUCUAUUACAUACAGCACAUAGAAGAAAAACAAUCAGCAACUUACAACGAUAUCUGUCUGAGUAUAACUGCCAUCAGCUGUCUUGAUUUGCUGUCAUUUGUUAUAAGUGGAAACCGUUUCUUUAAGCAAAAGAUAAUUAUGCUUCGAGACAAGCUUGCAUGCUGUUAGGUUCGUUCAUUUUUAGAGACCAUCUUCCACACUACAGUGUUUAGGUGGGAGGAAAACAUAUGGCUUUGUCGGUAUUUUUUAAAAAUGAUAAUUUAUGGAGACAAGUCAAAAAGCAUUAUAAAUUAUGUGUAUCUAUUUAUUUUAUAUGCCUUAAACACAGUACCAGCAAAAUAACAUAGAUUCUUUGAGUAGGUGAAAUACUUACCAGUGGUCACAGUGCCAGCCUAGCAGACUGGUAGUAACUGUGCUGUAUCACAAUGGAGACAAAGGUUUCAAUCCCCUGCUGCAGAGGGAAAAGAAGCAAUAGUCCAAGAUGAUUUGUAAAGAAUGUGG